AUGUCUGGGAUGAAUCAGGGCAGCAGCAACAGCAACAGCAACAGCAACAGCAACAGCAACAGCAGCAGAAACCGCAGCAGCAGCAACAACAGCAGCAGGAAGGAGGUAGAGGUCCAGACCCUUGCUGGUGAUGGUCCAACACAAGAUUGGAAGUUGCUGCCUCAGCAGCUACUGCAGCAGCAAGUAUUACCUCAGCAGCUGCUGCAGCAGCAGCUGCUGUCUGUAGAUUGGUGUGGGGAAGGACAGAAGAUAAAAGGAGAGCAACUAGUUGAGCUGCUGCGGUACCAGAACGAGCUGCUGCAGCAGCAGCUGCAGCAAGCAGAGGAUGCAGCAGCAGCAGCACGUCGUCUACAUGAGCAUCAAUUACAUGAUAUACGUGAAUCUGCUGCUGUUGCACUGCAGCGAGAAAAGGAAAGAUGUAAUGCAGAUCUACUGCAGCAGCAGCAGCAGCAUGCAGCAGCAGUACAGGCUAUGUGGCGGCAGCUAGACCUCCGUCUUCGUCAUAUAGAGGAUGAUAUGGCGGUAGAUAUAGAGGUACUCUCUGCUUCUUCUUGUCUUAGGCCUCAUACACCCAGUUCUGCUGCUGCUGCUGCUGCUGCUGCUGCUGUUGCUGCUGUUGCUGCAGGUGGUGGUGGUGGUAUAGCAGCAGCAACAGGGGAUAUUGCUGCUGCUGCUGCUGGGAGGGAGGAGGAAGGGAAGGGAGUAGGGGAGCAGCAGACAGCAGUUGCACGAGUAAAGAAAUUAGAGGCAUUAAUGGAGGAGAGAUUACGUUCUCGUGAUGCAGCAACAGCAGAGGUAAAGUUGCUGCUGCAGCAGCAGCAGCAGCAAAUAACUGAAUAUAGGAAAGAGAGCGAUAAAAGAUGGGAGGAAUGGAGACGUUGUGCUGAAUUACGCAGCAGUUUGCUGCAGUUGCUGGCAGCAGCAGAGAAAAGUCAAUCUGCUGCAGCAACAGCAGCAGCAGCAACAUCAACAGCAGCAGCAGCAGCAGCAACAGGAGAUACACUAACAGCAGCAAGACAGGCAAUGUAUGAACAGGUGCAUGCAUUAAUAAAUAAGAAUGGCUAUGAUAGACAAUUAGCAACAGCCAUGGAGCAGCAGCUGCUGUCUGCAUUAAUAGAGUGUCUAUGCAUGCAGCAGGCGCAGCAAGCGCAGCAUAGACAGGCACAACUCGAGUUCCUACGUGUAUCUCAUCAGCAGAAGCAACUAAAUAAUAAUAAUAAUAAUAAUAAUUAUAAGCAGCAGCAGCAGCAGCAACAGCAGCAGCAGCAGCAGCAGCAGCAGCAGCAGCAGCAGCCUAUGCAAAUAAUUCAUAAGGAAUUAUUUUUGGAGGAGAAAUUGCGAAGAAUUGAAAUUCGAAAUUUUCAACUUUUAAGAAGAAAUGAAUUCCUUAAAAAUAAAAUACAACACUUAGAAAAAUGGCAGCAGCAGCAGCAGCAGCAGCAGCAGCAGCAACAGCAACAGCAGCAGCAACAGCAGCAACAGCAACAGAAACAGAAACAGCAGGAUGGAGAAGGAGGAGAAGAUAGGGAUUGUUUAGUAGUUAGUAAUACACAUAUAUAUUAUAAGAAAGAUGAUCAUAUUGAUAAAGGGAAUGGACAGGGAGGAGAGGAUAUGCAGCAGCAGCAACAGCAGCAACAAUUGCAGCAGCAACAGCAAUUGCAGCAGCAACAGAGGAGGGAGCAGCUGGUAGCAUUAAUGGCAGAAGAAGAUACAAUAGAAGUAAUAGAUAGAGACUCUGAAUUGUUGCAUCUUCUUAAGAACCUGCAUAGACACCCCAAUUCUCCAUUUGGUGAUGCAGCAGCAGCAGCAGCAGAUGCAGCAACACGAGCAUCAUCAGCAGCAACAGAGGAAGCAGAUGAUUGCCUCUCCUUCUCUAUUUCUCCACAAGAUAGGAAAAGACUCCUCGAGCUAUUCUGGUUACUCCUAGGGGACUUCUAUAG
Molecule: messenger RNA, 1940 nt
Organism: Eimeria maxima
Lineage: Eukaryota; Apicomplexa; Conoidasida; Eucoccidiorida; Eimeriidae
Exons: 1
Source: RefSeq, a predicted model, not a curated record